AUGGCCAAAUCUACACGCCAGGCCUGGCUAUUGUUGAUGCGCCACAGCCUAACACGCCCCUCGGAGGAGGCAAACAACUUGCAAGUCGCAAUCGACGUAUCCGGCAAUGGCCAACUACCAUGGCCAGCAUCAACCGAACCCGAUUCGCCCACCCGCUUCCAUGAGAUCACAAUCUUCUUAACCUCCGAGUCGCACAACUUCACCAUAUCUAAUGGCACAACGCCCGUGUCUAACACAAGCUACGUCGGUCCCGUUUUGGACUUGGAGCCCUCAUCCACCGUCAAACAUGUGAACUGGAUUUGGCCCGACUGCCUCGUGGGAGACGGCUCUGGCUCCGAUGACUCGGCGCGUGGAGCAUACAAUAUCUCCAUGCAUCAAUCUUUCCGCUGGAAUGACACGGACUAUUAUACUGUCUUUGAUCUGCCAAUCUCUGUCACCAACAGUAUACCCGAGAGUGACGACCGGAUCGACUGCGAUCUGCUGGAAAACAAGCUUCUUAGCGCGGCGGAGAUCGGCGAGAGCUCGGAUUCGCUGCCUGGGCAGCCUUGGGUUGAGGGUGGAGCGAGUACAACGGUAUCGAGUCCCGAGGCAACCCCCACAGGUGCGGGUAGUCGGAGUCAUUCGGGUUUCAAGAGAGUAGCUGGUAUUGCGAUUGCUGCGACGGCACUUUUGCAUUUCCUGGGUUGA
Molecule: messenger RNA, 687 nt
Organism: Penicillium vulpinum
Lineage: Eukaryota; Fungi; Ascomycota; Eurotiomycetes; Eurotiales; Aspergillaceae
Exons: 2
Coding region: 1-687 (228 amino acids)
Source: RefSeq, a predicted model, not a curated record